Aspergillus neoniger CBS 115656 is the source of this 1290-nucleotide messenger RNA. RefSeq lists its product as uncharacterized. The record is from RefSeq and is a predicted model, not a curated record. NCBI's taxonomy places the organism in Eukaryota, Fungi, Ascomycota, Eurotiomycetes, Eurotiales, Aspergillaceae. The coding region runs from base 1 to 1290 and encodes 429 amino acids. The transcript has 3 exons.
AUGGCACAACUUGAUGAUACUAGAUCUCUUACCCUGGACACCCCCAGAAAUUUUAAACCCUUCACUUUGAGUUCAUUGGACCAUAUCGUCCCUUCAGUCUAUCUUUUCACUUACAUUACUUUCAAGCUCGACUCGCCCUCAAAUGGCAUCCCCACGCCCUUCCCUUCCUUAGCGGAAACAGUGAUGAUAGAAGAGCUUGUGGGCAAGCAGAACUUGAUGCAAGUCACACCGGCGGAUGCAUCAGCACUGCACGAGUCACCCAUGCUUAAGGUCAUUCAUCAUGCCGCUAAAACCUCCGCCGUGGAGUGCGAUGAUGUGCAACAUGCUGAUUUCGUCCCAAUUCUUCUCCAUCUGCACACCACCGAUCCAAGCCCUGUAUUGCGAUUCCAGGCCAAUGUGAUGACAGAUGGUCUAGUGUUAUGCCUGACUUUCGACCAUCGGAUGAUGGAUGGACUGGGGGUCCUCGCUAUUCUAGAUUCUUUGGCUGCAUGUUGUCGAGGCGACCCGGCACUCACAGGUAUGGCUGCGCAGCUUCAAAAAAAGCAGCAGCUUGCAUCGAUAAAGAGCUCGGCCCCAUACAAUGUCCAGGAUAAAUUCAAAGCUAGACCAAAAGUUCCAUGCAGCCCAGUUAGUCGGAGAUUUGCAGUGUCUCCAGAAAAGAUCAGCAUGCUCAAGGAAAAGUGCAACUCUAUGUUCUGCACGAAGUCUGGCCAGACAUUCAGACCGAAGUUGACAAAUGGGGAUAUUCUCACCGCGCUUAUUUGGAUCUCCGUCACCAGAGCAAAGCAAGCAUCAUCGCCAACCACACCCAAAGACACCCUUUCCACAUUGUCUUGUCUCGUCGAAAUUCGCACUAUCCUUUACCCCAAGCUAGGCACCUAUAUAGGAAACGCAAUGAUGACCACCCAAUGCGUACUAAACGAGAUCCGAAGCAUCACAACCGAGCAAGCCACCCGCUACGUCUCCCACAUCAACACCUUGGAUGAUUGGAGUUCGUUCCAGGCUCAAUGGGCCGAGUUAUUCGUGAGCAGUAUUCGCCAUUUCGAUGUGUAUGGGUUGAAUUUUGGUUCUGUGUUGGGCCCGGUUGAGAACUUUGAUCUGCCUGAUCCGAGGAUUAGUGGGAUGUGUUGGGUUAUGCCUGCAAGGCCGGUUUCUGGUGGAGCUAGGGAAAUGCCAUUGUGGGAAUUGAGAAUUGUGUUAGAAGAACCUGUUAUGGAGUGCUUAAAGAGGGAACCGUUGUUUUGUUGGGCGUCCGAUAUUAGUCGGACGAUUGGUGAUUCGAAACUUUGA